AUGGUUGAGCCAUCAGUCCGCGACGCACUCGCCACAUUUGCUGCGGAGCGCGAUUGGGGGCAAUUCCACACCCCAGAGAACCUCGCUAAGAGUAUAGCCAUUGAAGCGGGCGAACCUGCUGUUGCAACAUGGAGGUCCCAAGAUGACAAACAUGGGAAUUGGCCUGUCGUGUAUGUGUUAGACAACGAUAACCGCCCGGGUGGGAGGAACUCAAAUAAUGUAUUGAGAGAUAUCUACGUCGGAGAAUCUCUCAACGCGGUGGGUCGAUUACGCCAACACCUCGAAUCACCAGCGAAAAAACAUCUGACGAACGUCCGGGUCAUCCUGCACGAGAAAUACAACAAGUCGGUUUGUCUAGACUUGGAGUCCUAUCUUAUCAGAAUGAUGGCUGGUGAUGGCGCCAAUCAAGUGCUCAAUCGAAACAACGGCAUCACCGACGCACAAUACUACCAGAGGGAAGCAUAUCGCGCGGGGUUUCGAGCUGUGUUCGACCAACUCAGAUCUGAUGGGGUCUUCACGCGAAGUAUUCCGGAAAUCGAGAACAGCAGCCUCUUCAAGCUAUCUCCUUACAAAGCGCUAACGGAAGAUCAAGCAAAUUCCGUCGAAGAGAUUCUCACGAAGUUCUUCAUCGACCUCUCGACGGGCAGGAGAGGCGCAAUUGUGAUCCAGGGCGAUCCAGGCACCGGCAAGACCGUCGUUGCUAUAUACUUAAUUAAGCUCCUUGUCGACAUUGCAGCACUCAACUCGCUCGAAGAUCUCGACAGCGACUCGCGGUUUUCCGAAUUCUUCACUGCAAUCAACCAAAGUCUCCUUCAAAAUUGCAGAAUCGGGUUGGUCGUACCGCAGCAGUCGUUGCGCGGCACCAUCAAAGAUGUUUUUCGAAAGACGCGCGGGCUCCACCCGGACAUGGUUAUGACACCAUUCCAAGUAGGAGAAGCAGAUGAGGUUUUUGAUAUGCUAAUAGUUGACGAGACUCAUCGGCUCAAUCAACGCGCUAAUCAACCGUCAGGAGUGCUCAAUGGAAAGUUUACAACUAUCACAAGGGAGCUAUUCGGCAGCGACGACUUCAGUAAGACCCAGCUUGAUUGGAUCCUGGCAAAGAGUCGGCAGCAAAUUUUCCUUUUGGACGCAAUGCAGAGCGUUCGACCGGCUGAUCUUCCACAAGAGCUGCUUUCAGAUCUCGUUGCGGAUACUCGUGCAACAGGCCGGCAUUUCCAGCUCCGCACCCAAAUGCGUGUACAAGCGGGCUCAGAUUUUGUGUCUUACAUUCGCUGGAUCCUUGAUCCUAACCCUCUCUCCGUUCCGCGAUCGCGACUGAGUUUUGGAGAAUAUGAUUUCCGAGCCUUCGACACCGUUGAAGAAAUGCGAGAUGAGAUUUUCCAACGCAACGCUGAAGCGGGACUUUCACGCAUGGUUGCUGGCUACGCUUGGGAGUGGAAGACUCAGAAGGACAAGACGGCUUUUGAUAUUGAAAUUGGCGAUACAAGACUUCGCUGGAACAGUACGCCAACGGAUUGGGUUUCUUCUGAAAACGCGCUGCAGGAAGUUGGGUCUGUUCACACGGUUCAGGGUUACGAUUUAAAUUAUGUUGGUGUCAUUAUUGGUCUGGAAUUGCGCUUCGAUCCGCUUCGAAGGCGGCUUUAUAUCGAUCGCGACUCGUACUUUGACAAAAAGGGCAAGGAAAAUAAUCGGGCGCUCGGUAGGACCUACUCGGAUGACGACUUGCUGCGGUUCAUAACCCAGAUCUACGCAGUGCUCUUGACACGAGGGAUUCGGGGCACAUACGUUUAUGCAUGCGAUCCUGGCUUGAGAGCAUAUCUUUCGGACUUCAUCCCAUCCAGUUCUGGGAAUCCCGUAAAUUCAGCUCUCAACCCAAACAAUCACACAAUUUUCUAA
This is a messenger RNA of Lindgomyces ingoldianus, 1896 nucleotides long. RefSeq lists its product as uncharacterized. Bases 1 to 1896 code for a protein of 631 amino acids. The record is from RefSeq and is a predicted model, not a curated record. The transcript has 2 exons. NCBI's taxonomy places the organism in Eukaryota, Fungi, Ascomycota, Dothideomycetes, Pleosporales, Lindgomycetaceae.